This is a messenger RNA of Asparagus officinalis (garden asparagus), 1126 nucleotides long. RefSeq names its product separase-like. Lineage: Eukaryota; Viridiplantae; Streptophyta; Magnoliopsida; Asparagales; Asparagaceae. The transcript has 5 exons. Gene Ontology annotation, cellular component: nucleus; mitotic spindle; centrosome. The record is from RefSeq and is a predicted model, not a curated record. Bases 26 to 961 code for a protein of 311 amino acids. Gene Ontology annotation, molecular function: cysteine-type endopeptidase activity. Gene Ontology annotation, biological process: proteolysis; meiotic chromosome separation.
GGUGCCUUAGGAUCCAUGUGCUGUCAUGCUGAACACAGCUGUCAAAGCAUCAAACUAUCUCAGAUUUGCACCGGAAAAGCUUGAAGACCUUGAGGAUUUUGUGAGGGAGUUUUUCGAAAGCCUCCCUAGUGUUCCCAUAGUUUGUAUAAGCUUGCUUGAAGGCGAUUAUGCCAACCUUAUUGGUGAAACACUGCUUCUUCCUUCCUUCGUACCUGCUUGGAUGCUGCUAUCACGUCUAAAUGGAGUUGGGCAACCAAUUUCUAUGCUUCUUCCUGUUGAUUGCAUUCCAGAAGAAGUUCAGUUUAAAUCAGUGGAGGAAUGGCAGUGCCCUUGGGGUUACAGUGUUGUAGAUAAUGUAGCUCCAGUCUUCAAGCAGCUUUUGAAAGAGAAUUUCUUGUCAUCCACUAUGACAAAUACCAGUGCAGAUGCGAAGAUCAACAACAUCAAUUGGUGGUCUCAGAGGAGCAGUCUUAAUGAUUGCCUAAACAAGUUUCUGAAAUCCAUGGAAGAUUCAUGGCUUGGGCCAUGGGCUUGCUUGUUGCUUGGUGAGCUUUCAGACGUUGACUCUGUGAGCAAGAUGGUCAAAGAACUUAUAAAUGAACUGGAGCUUCAUUGCGAAGUGGAAGCAAAUGUUAGUCUCCUCACAGCUAUUCUUGGUGGUUCUAAGUCUAUAGCUGAUGCGGAGGCAUGCAUUUCUCAGUUUCUGCUGUACAAGGGCUACUUUGGUAGGGGAGCAUGUUGUGGAAAGGAAAGAUUGAGGGUCUUCUCCACUGCUUGUACUAAAAAAAUAAGUAUUCCUGAAAACGUUUAUAAGGUGAUAGUAGAGAUGGUUGAUCAAGUUGCGGAACCAGCUGAUAGAGAGCCCGUAAUUUUAGUAUUGGAUUCCGACGUGCAGCAUACCAUAUCUGGCAGCUGCAAUCUCUCUUUACAAUCGUGGUUUUGUACUAUUAUUUUACCCUAGGAUUAAAGUCAGUAUUCUGCGAGAUUUGGCAGAGAAGAGUGUAUUUAAGAUAUUACCUACAGUGUGAUGACCUUGUUGUAUAGUGCUGUAUCUUGCAAUUGAAAGUCUGUUAUUUUCAUAUGUGAUUGAUUACUAAUAAAUAAAUUUGUUAAACGGGUCUGUAAA